GUCACAUAAGCGCCAACAUAACAUACAUGUGGAAGUGUGUGGCUGAGUUAAAGAGCCCUGGUUCAGUUCCUUUUCUUGUUUAGUCGGUGUCUGUAUGUCUGUGGGUGUCUGUAUGUCUGUGGGUGUCUGUAUGUCACAGCGAUGGCGUCCUUUUAAAAGCUGUCGUUCCUCGUGAAGCUCUACAGGGACGAGCUGUGAUUGGCUGUUCAAUGCCGCCAGUUAGCGUUCUGAGCUAACAUCAACAGCUAGUUGACACAGCGGCGUUAGCGAGCAGACAUUAGCCAACUCUGCUCUUCACAAAUGGCUGAAGAUACUGUGAAAAGCGACCCUUCUUCCACCCGGCAGGGGGACGAUAAUCCAAAUUCUAAGAGCAAUAAUGGCGACGCAGCGGCAGAAAACCAAACUCUGUCCAAAAGGCAAAGGAAGAAGCUUCUGAAGCAACAGAAAUGGGAAGAGGAGAGGGAGCUACGAAAGCAGAGACGGAAGGACAGAAAGCAACAGCGUCGGAUGCAGAGGCAAAAUCAUCAGGAGGAGGAGGGAGAGGCCCAGGGUGUGAGGAAGCGUCCGCGCAGAGAGGUGACGCCCAGCUCCCUAAGGCUGGUGGUGGAUUGCGGCUUCGACGACCUCAUGCUGAUCAAGGAUGUCCGGAAGCUUCACAAACAGAUCCAGCGGUGCUAUGCUGAGAACAGACGAGCCCUGCAUCCAGUGCAGUUUUAUCUGACGAGCCUGGGUGGACAGCUGAAACAGAGCAUGGAUGAAAAGGACAAAGGAUGGGUCAACUGGAAGGACAUUAACAUAAAAACGGAGCACUACAGUGAAGUGGUGGCCAAGGAGGAGCUGGUUUACCUGACGUCAGACUCUCCCAACGUGCUGGAGGAGCUGGACCAAAAAAAGGCCUAUGUGAUAGGAGGCCUGGUGGACCACAACCAUCAUAAGGGCAUCACCUUUGAGAGGGCGAAGGAGCUGGGGAUCGAUCACGCGCAGCUCCCUCUGAGCAGUUUUGUUAAGAUGAACAGUCGGAAGGUUCUGGCAGUCAACCAUGUGUUUGAGAUCAUCCUCGCGUACCUGGAGAAGGGCAGCUGGCAGGAGGCCUUCUUCACAGUCUUGCCUCAAAGGAAAGGAGCGGUGGCUGUCGACCAGGACGAAACAACAGCUCAGGAAAAAGAGGAGGAAGAUUCAGACUCUGACUCUGACCCCGACACGCCAGAGCAAACUGAGAAAAAAGUCUAAGACUUAGUUCAAAUGGACAACUUCAGACAAAGUCCAGACAUCUCAUGUCUGGAUAUAUUGAUGCUAAGGUUAAGUUUGAAAGAUUGACAUUCUGUCAACAAAAAUAUGUUUCUUUCAAUUUUUUUUUUUUUUUUUAAACAGCUAUUUAUUGAAUGUUUUACUUUGUGCCUCUUGUAAUGGCUAAUAACUUAGUUGAACAUCUAAUGGAAAUACAAAAUUUCAGUUUUGCUUAAAAAAAUUGCAGAAUAUAGAGUGAAGAUAAUGAUUUAUACCUGAAUUUUUAUUCCUGUCUUUUAUUGUUUAGCUCCAAGCUAAAGCUGUCAGACCUGUGCCAAAUAGACUUGAAACAUUUAAAGCAGUAUGCAGUCAACACAACAUGAUUGUCACUGACCCUGGAAUUCCUCAAAUAUUUUGUAAUUUUUCAGAAUGUAGUCAGAGUUUGGGGAAUCUGAAGCCCAUUUUCAAAAGUUUUUUUUCAUAUUAAUGUAAUGCAGGAUAAUGUCACCCAAAAUGAAAAGAGAACUUAUAUUAUUCUUACUAUGCUUUUGGGAGAUCAUGGAAGCAGAGAACUUGCAAUUAUUAUUAUUUUUUUAAUGCCUUUUUUCUUUUUUAAUGCCAUUAUCACAAGACAAUCAUCCCCUUAUAACCUGAUACAUUAUGUUGUUAUCUUGAGAACCUCCUGAUCUCAAGAGAAUGUCAUUAUAAAAAGAUUGUCAGUA
Molecule: messenger RNA, 1949 nt
Organism: Dicentrarchus labrax (European seabass)
Lineage: Eukaryota; Metazoa; Chordata; Actinopteri; Moronidae
Gene: trmt10a
Product: tRNA methyltransferase 10A
Exons: 7
Coding region: 301-1230 (309 amino acids)
Biological process (GO): tRNA N1-guanine methylation
Cellular component (GO): nucleus; cytosol; nucleoplasm
Molecular function (GO): tRNA binding
Source: RefSeq, a predicted model, not a curated record